UGAUACAGCAGAAAUCACACACUGGCACAGGCACACCGGCGACGGAGGGAGGCGAGGACCGUAGGCUUGAAGAAACUUGGCUUAUUGGGAAGCAUUUCGGUCGUUGAAUCAUCCAAGGGGCUAUCCCACCGUGCCCCUGGUGGCCCCUCCCCCCGUCCUCAGGCAAAGCCUCCCCCAAACCCCUUUCCCUGUUGGGAUCAACCCCCUCACCCCUUACCUUCCCUCCUCUUCCUCCCUCCCUUCUACCCAUCGUCCCCGGACUCCAAGCAUCCUCCACUGCAGUAAGACCUCCUCAUUAUCCCUGCCAAGCUGUCGGACAUGUCAGGACCCGUGCCGAGCCGGGCCAGAGUGUACACCGAGGUCAACACUCACCGGCCAAGGGAGUACUGGGACUAUGAGUCCCAUGUGGUUGAAUGGGGGAACCAGGACGAUUUUCAGUUGGUGCGGAAGUUAGGGCGUGGCAAGUAUAGUGAAGUCUUUGAGGCAAUCAACAUUACCAAUAAUGAGAAGGUGGUGGUGAAGAUACUCAAGCCCGUGAAGAAAAAGAAAAUCAAGCGUGAGAUCAAGAUUUUGGAAAACCUUCGCGGCGGUCCGAACAUAAUCUCACUCAUCGAUAUUGUCAAAGACCCUGUUUCCCGGACACCUGCCUUGGUCUUUGAACAUGUUAACAACACAGACUUCAAGCAACUGUACCAGACCCUGACCGACUAUGACAUCCGGUUCUACAUGUAUGAGAUCCUCAAGGCCCUGGAUUACUGUCACAGCAUGGGGAUCAUGCAUAGAGAUGUAAAGCCACAUAACGUGAUGAUUGAUCAUGAGCACCGCAAGUUGCGCCUUAUUGACUGGGGCCUGGCUGAGUUUUACCACCCGGGACAGGAGUACAACGUCAGAGUGGCCUCGCGCUACUUUAAAGGGCCUGAGCUCUUGGUGGACUAUCAG
Stegastes partitus (bicolor damselfish) is the source of this 939-nucleotide messenger RNA. RefSeq names its product casein kinase II subunit alpha. The annotation marks the transcript as partial. Gene Ontology annotation, molecular function: ATP binding; protein serine/threonine kinase activity. Gene Ontology annotation, biological process: peptidyl-serine phosphorylation; regulation of cell cycle; peptidyl-threonine phosphorylation. The record is from RefSeq and is a predicted model, not a curated record. Gene Ontology annotation, cellular component: nucleus; protein kinase CK2 complex; cytosol. Lineage: Eukaryota; Metazoa; Chordata; Actinopteri; Pomacentridae. The transcript is spliced from 8 exons.